This is a messenger RNA of Brachypodium distachyon (stiff brome), 2122 nucleotides long. RefSeq names its product nicalin. The record is from RefSeq and is a predicted model, not a curated record. The transcript is spliced from 14 exons. NCBI's taxonomy places the organism in Eukaryota, Viridiplantae, Streptophyta, Magnoliopsida, Poales, Poaceae. The coding region runs from base 136 to 1803 and encodes 555 amino acids. Gene Ontology annotation, biological process: regulation of signal transduction. Gene Ontology annotation, cellular component: endoplasmic reticulum membrane.
AGACUUGGUUUUGAUUGGUAUCCAGAUCGGCAGCAGCAUCGCCUUCGCCAGCAGCAGCAGCGCCUGCAUCUGCAUCUCCGCCCACCGCCGUCCGGCUCCAGAACCCCACCGCGCCGUCUUGUCGGCCGGCCGGCCAUGUCUCCCUCCGGCGAGGUGGUCGCCUCCGUCUCCUCCGCGCUCGCCAUCCUGCUCGUCCUCCUCGCCUGCGUCGAGCUCGGCGACGCCGCCGCCGCCGUGGGCGUCUACCGCCUCAUCCAGUACGACCUCGCCGGCGCGCCGCUCGGCUCCCGCGCCGCCACCCUCAACCACCACGCCGCCGCGCUGCCGCUCCCCGCGGGCGCCGACCUCUCCCGCUCCGCGCUCGUCGCGCCGCUGCUCGACCUCCCGCUCUCCUUCCUCCGUGAUUACUUGGCAGAAAAGAAACAUCUUGGAGGCUUGCUCAUUCUGCUACCGACAAACCUCAGCGCCAAGAAUGGUGAGGAGAACAAUGACGACAAGGGGCAACCCAAGCGUGUGCUGGCCGAACUAGAAAAAUUGCUCGUGCAUGAAGAAGUGCCAUAUCCGGUGUACUUCGCUUUCCAUGACGACAAUUUUGAUAACCUAUUGGCAGAUAUCCGUAAAAUUGCCUCUUCAGGUCAGCCAGCAUCUGCAUCGACAGGAGGAUACAAGCUUGUAGUGCCUUCGGCGGAACCUAGAAAGGUGUCAUCUCCAACCAUUUCAAAUAUCCAGGGAUGGUUGCCUGGUUUGAAAGGAGAGGGUGAUGCUGAACAGCUUCCAACCAUUGCCAUAGUUGCAAACUAUGACACUUUUGGUGCCGCACCUGCACUGUCCGUGGGAAGCGACAGCAAUGGAAGUGGAGCUGUGGCUCUUCUAGAAAUUUCACGACUUUUUUCACGCCUCUAUUCAAAUCCUAAGACCAGAGGCAAGUUUAAUCUCCUCUUUGGCUUAACAUCUGGUGGACCGUACAAUUACAAUGGAACUAGCAAGUGGCUUAGAAGUUUUGAUCAGCGUGUACGCGAGAGUAUUGACUAUGCAAUUUGCUUGAAUAGUGUUGGUUCCUGGAGCAAUGAUAUUUGGAUGCAUGUAUCAAAGCCUCCAGAGAAUCCCUACAUCAAGCAAAUCUUUGAAGGUUUUUCAGAUGUCUCAAAGGAAAUGGGCAUUUCAGUUGGCAUCAAGCAGAAGAAGAUUAAUGUGUCAAAUUCUAGAGUAGCAUGGGAACACGAGCAAUUUUCGAGGUUUAGGGUGACUGCGCUAACUCUUUCAGAAUUGUCUACCCCUCCUGAAUUUUUAGAAAGCACUGGUGGUAUCUAUGACACAAGAGAAUCAGCAGAUGUUGAGUCAGUAACAAAAACAGUCAGAUUAGUGUCUGAGAGUCUUGCGAGGCACAUCUAUGGGUUGAAAGGAAGGAACAUCGAUGUUUUUGCCGAGAACAGCAGCUUAGCCGUCAACCCUCACUACAUCAAGUCCUGGUUGGAUCUUUUUUCACGGACACCACGGGUUGCACCUUUUCUUCAGAAGAAUGAUCCCUUUAUCGCUGCACUUAAAAAGGAACUCUCCGAGCACACUGCUGACGUGCAUGUUCAAACUGAUGUCCUUGAUGGCAUGCUCACUUUCUAUGAUGCUACAAAAUCAACUUUAAAUGUAUAUCAGGUUGCGAGUGUUACAUUCGAUCUGUUGUUCCUUCUGGUGCUUGGUUCCUACCUAAUUGUUCUCUUCAGUUUCCUAGUGAUCACUACACGGGGUCUCGAUGAUCUCAUUAACAUAUUCCGGCGACCUCCGUCACGCAAGGUCAAGGGAGCUUAGACUAGGUUUGUGUUAUGUGUAUUAGUAAUGAGGACCGCAUGCCUAGUUAGAAGCAGAAGAGACAGAGCUAGCUUUCAGCAGCAGAUAGACCUGUAAUCUCAAAAUUUUACUGUUUGUUCUCUCUAGCCAAAUGUGAGUGGCUUCAGAUUCUGGCAGGCAAAAACAUUGUUUCUUUUGCACACAAGGAAUUUUGGCUGCAAUUUCGCCAGCACAAUUUCUUCAUGUAUGGAUAAAUCCCAAAUCUGUAGCACAUGGAUACAUAGUGUUCCUCUUUUUUUCCGAACACACUCAAAAGACAGGACCCCUUACAUCCCUAGAA